GCGAGCUGAGCGUCAGCAGGACGGUGGUGCAGCUGGCCUCUGUCCAGAACAGCCCCGGGGGCGUCUACGUUGGCGGGCUGCUUUCGGCAGAGUUGACCAUCCAGAACGUCGGGGACACCUCCAUUGCCUGGUCCAUGGACGUUCCCGAGAAGCCCUGGAUCUCCGUCCGCGGGAGCCCGAGCGGCACCCUGGGCCCUCGUCAGAUCGACGGCAGCACGGCGGUGCCCGCCGAGGUCAGCGUCUUGAUCGAGGCGGACGUCUCGGGCAAGGCAGGCGGCUGGGAGGACGUGUGUUCCUUGGUUAUUCAGUGGCGCCGCGAUGGGAAUGGGUCGUUCGACACGCAGCGCGUUGAGGUGAUGGCCAGGGUGCUAGAAGAGUUGAUCCUGUCUGGGCUGUCUAUGAGCCCAGCGAUAGAGCUCAGUCCUCCAUUCAGCCCAUCAGUGCAGACAUAUUCGGCGUCCCUGCCAUUCCGCAUCACAGAGGUGCAGGUGCGGCCGAGUUUCUCCCCGCCCGCCGAGAAUGUCACAGUGCAGGACGAGCCGGUGACAAGCGGCGGACUGUCGGGCGCGGUGGCUCUGGAGCCGGGGGGAGAGGUGCAGGUGCGCAUCGUCGUGAUGGCCGCAGGCGCCGACAGCAUCACGUACUCGCUGAGGCUCACCAGGGCAGAAGAGGAGCCGCCGCCGCCCCUGGCACUGAGCCGCGUGGUGGCAGAGGACUCGGCCAUCAGAGUGUGGUUCGAGCCGCACGGCGGCCACGGAUUCUACAACAUAACCGGCUACCGCGUGGUCGUUGCCGGCGGGUCCUUCGGCCCGCGAGAGGACACCGUCGCGUGCGUGCCGGCGCCGUGCUGGUCGCAGGCCCUGGCCUCCGAGGCGCCGGGCCUCGACUGCUGUGAGCACCAGGUGGGCGGCCUGCCGAACGGCGUCCCCCACGUCGUCAGCGUCUCGGCCGUGAGCCAGUACGGGGACAGCCAGUCUUCGAUUCCUGCAAUGUGCCAGGACAGCGAGUGCUGGCCGUGGCAGCCAGUGACGCCUCGGGCAGUGGCGGAGCUGCCGUCGGUCUCGCGGGCGCCGCAGGUCACCGUGGUCGGCAGAGGCGUAGUGAAGCUCGACAUUCGGCAGGACUCGGUCCAGUCUGGAGACGCGGUGCCGCUCCUCUUCACGUGCUACGCGUAUGAGGCAGCAGUGCCGCUGGCGUCGCCGUCUUCGUCAGGCAGCAAUGCCAAUGGCGUCGGCAUCUUCGUGGACGGCUUGGACCCUGCCAAGGGGUACCUGUUUCGCUGCGAGGUCGCCACCGCCCGCCUCGUGCCGGGCGCCGGGGCACUCACCAGCAUGAGCCCAGAGUCCCCCGUGGUCUUCCCCGAGCUCUCGGGGUCCGCGCACCUCGUGGACUUCGAGCUGGAGCUGCAGGUCGACGACAGUUUGCACGACUUCCUGCUUCUUUUGCUGUCCGACGACAGCGUGCGUGGAGCCAUCGCGGAGGCCCUGUCGCAAGGGGUCGGAGCGCCAGUUGCUAUCGUGGAUUGCGAGCUGCUAGCAGAGGAAGCCAGCGACAUGCGCCUGGCCUCUCUGACCCUCAUCUUGCGGAUCACGGCGCAGGCUGGUGGACCGUCGGAGUUGGCACAACUCAUUGUCUACCUCAUGGGGGCUGAUGCCUCUGACGUGACAACCUUGAUCAGUGAGGCCUUGGGCGCAGAUGUUGUCGUGCACGGUGGCGGAUCAGUGGAAGUCAGUCUUGUGACCGCUGACGGCGAUGUGCCUGUAGAACUGUUGGAAUGCGACGCCGAUGGGCUCGUCGCCAGCCUCUCUUCGCCCAACGCUUCGGCGGUGAAUUCCGUGGUGUUCACCGAGCUCGCCGUGGGCAGCACCAUCGGCAACAUCCGGUGCACCGCCAGCAACGCCGCGGGCACGUCCGAGCCGAGCAUGGCCUGGCCCACCGCCCUGACGGUGGUGGGCCUCCCCGGCCUGGAGUUCGCGUGCCUGAGGCCUAGCUCCGCGCAGGUCGAGCUGGGCAUCGAGCUGCCGACCGGCCCAGCCUACGACGAGGUGGUCAACCUGAGCUGCGGCCCCGCCUCCGGCGGCGCCCAGGCCCCAGCGCAGGCCACAGGCGGGGGCGCCUGGCACGCGACGGUGGGCGGCUGCCUGCCCAACCUGCAGGUGUCCUGCGAGCUGCAGACCCUGCACGGGCUGCGGGCGAGCGCGGCCCAGGAGGUGACCUGCGGCCUGCCCCUGCUCUGCACCUACGCGCUGGAGGGCGGGCCGGGGCCUGCGGGGCCCGCUGCGGAGGAGAGCCUGCGGCAGCUGGUGGCCGCGGAGCUGCGGACGCCCCCUGGCCCCCUGACGUCCGCGCCAGCCUGGCGCCGCUUGGCGAGCCCUUCCGCAGCUGCGCCGGCAGCAGCACCGCGACCGGCGGCCUCAGGAGUGCUGAGUGGGUUUGCGGCCGCCGGAGCCCAGCUUCUCGUGGAGGUGCUGGUCGAGGAUGAGUCGGACUCCAACAUUCCGGCGCACUUCGACGGCCUCCGCAGGCUCGCAGCCGACGGCGUGCUGGCAUCGAGCACGUCCGCGACAGUCAGCAUCAUCAAUGGGCCGCUGGUUUCGCACCCGCUCUUCUUCGACUCUUCCCUGGAAUCGCUCGCCGUGGAUCCGGGCAUUCUGUCCCCCGAGUUCGACCCGACUGUCUUGCGCUACUCCGCCAACGCGACGGAUCUCAGGUACAGGAUCAAGGCGAAGGCCAGUAGCAACUUGUCCUCCUGGGCCUUUGUGGGCGGCCACGAGGAGAACACGAUCACCGCAGUGGCGCCGGCCUCGCAACUGAUCACCGUGACUGUGACGGCUGGGGACUUCUCGACGACCUCCUAUGAGGUGGAGGUAUUCUUCCAGCCCCUCGGCUGCGAUGGCCACUGUGACCGCGGCACUUGCGACCAGCUGACCGGCAGCUGCAGCUGCUUGGAGGGCUGGUACGGCGCGAGCUGCGCCAGUUAUUGCCCUGGGGUGCCCGCCUGCAGCGGCCGCGGCGCGUGCAGCAAUGGCACCGGGCGCUGCGAGUGCGACAGCACGUACGGCGGAGACGACUGCACCACGCGGGUGUGCCCGGCGUGCCUCAACAACGGCGUGUGCCUCGAGGGCCUGCAGGCGCCCGAUGCCGACUGGGGGUGCGGCUGCCCCGAGUCGCACGCGGGGGAGCUCUGCGAGCGGUGGAGGUGCCCCUCGGACUGCUCCGGCGCCGGGGACUGCGACGGCGGCAGCGGGCUCUGCUCGUGCUACCCCGGCUACAGCGGGGCGGACUGCGGCGCCAAGGACGAGGCCCUGUACCCCAUUGAGUUCUGUCUCGACGUCACGCUG
This is a messenger RNA of Prorocentrum cordatum, 3341 nucleotides long. Lineage: Eukaryota; Dinophyceae; Prorocentrales; Prorocentraceae. The record is from the annotation of a GenBank genome assembly.